AAAUUACUCAAUCCAAACAUAAUAAGUUGUUUUCUUUCGCUUCGCUCUCACCUCUUCCACUCUCUCUUCUUCUUUUCCGCAAACUGACCAUUGCUUAACGCUGUGUUCUGUUGCGGCGGUUUUGAGGAGUGAUUUGAAAAGAAAGGGAAAAAUUAGGUAUCGAUGGCGGCUCAUUUGAUCCGAGAAUGGACUGGUAUUCAACAGUUCCCUACUGCCACCAAGACCAAAUUGUUUGAUUUUCUUGGAAAACUCAAGCAGGAGAAUGUGAGCACCUUGACAAUUCUUGUGAUGGGGAAAGGCGGUGUUGGAAAAUCUUCGACUGUAAACUCCAUCAUAGGGGAAAGGGUAGUUGCUGUCAAUGCUUUGCAGUCAGAAGGAACUAGACCUGUCAUGGUUUCACGCUCAUGGGCUGGAUUUACACUGAACAUAAUCGACACUCCUGGGCUCGUUGAAGGUGGAUAUGUCAAUGACCAGGCACUUGAGAUCAUCAAAAGGUUCCUUUUGAACAAGACCAUAGAUAUUUUGCUUUACGUGGACCGCCUAGAUGCAUAUAGAGUGGAUAACUUGGAUACGCAGAUUGUUAGAGCUAUAACUGAUAGUUUUGGUAAAGAAAUAUGGCAGAGAGGAUUGGUAGUCCUGACACAUGCUCAGCUCUCACCUCCUGAUGGUUUGAAUUAUGAGGAUUUCUCCUCUCAAAGAUCAAAGGCUCUUCUAAAAGUUGUUCGUCUGGGAGCUCGGAUGAAGAAGCAAGUUAUGCAGGGUUCUUCUAUUCCUGUUUGUUUGGUUGAGAACAGUGGGAGGUGUAAUAAGAAUGAUUGUGAUGAAAAGAUUCUUCCAAAUGGGACUGCUUGGAUUCCCAAUCUAGUCGAAACAAUAGCAGACGUGGUUUCAAAUGGAGGCAGGGGCAUUUAUGUUGAUCUAAAGUUGAUUAAAGGACCAGACCCAAAUGAAAGGGGGAAGAUAUUGAUCCCUUUCAUUUUGGCAUUUCAAUACUUCUUUGUUGUCAAAUGGAUCCGACGAUGGAUCAAGGAUGAUAUGCCUCCUACUUGGGAGUAGCGGGACACAGGUUUGGCUAACUGCAACUUCUGAUUACUGUGAAAUUUUUUGAAUGUGGGCCCAAUUCUUCUCUCCUAAGCACAAUGUAUUCGUGUAAUCUGCGGCUCUUGGCUCUAUCUACUGUUUGAGGGAACUAGUUUUGUGUACUUCCCUCUAAUAUAGUUCCCUUCAGAUCCUUGCAGACCUUUCAUUUGGUAUUCUUGAAGAUCUUAUAUAUACAGGCUUAUAUUGAGUAGACGGUGUAUACACAUUCAAUUGGUAUGCUAUAAAAAUCAAAUAGUUAUGGAAAAAAGAAAGGAAAAAAAAAUUAUCAAAAUUUAUAUUUGAACAAAAUCUGAAGUAGUUAUAUAGAGGACCUGUGUUCUGGCUGCUCCCAUUAUAUAAUAGAAUAAAGAAAAAGUUGAUGACAA
Molecule: messenger RNA, 1466 nt
Organism: Camellia sinensis
Lineage: Eukaryota; Viridiplantae; Streptophyta; Magnoliopsida; Ericales; Theaceae
Source: RefSeq, a predicted model, not a curated record